Messenger RNA from Penaeus monodon (black tiger shrimp), 463 nucleotides. RefSeq names its product waprin-Phi3-like. The record is from RefSeq and is a predicted model, not a curated record. Gene Ontology annotation, molecular function: peptidase inhibitor activity. NCBI's taxonomy places the organism in Eukaryota, Metazoa, Arthropoda, Malacostraca, Decapoda, Penaeidae. Bases 47 to 349 code for a protein of 100 amino acids. The transcript has 4 exons. Gene Ontology annotation, cellular component: extracellular region.
CCGCAUCUCGUCGCUUGCUCAUCCGGUUCAGCUGAUUGGGAUUUUCAUGAUGACUUUUCGAGGAAUGAGUGUCUGCGUGAUGUGCGUCGCCGUGAUGCUUACGCUGACAAGCACCGUGCAGGCAGGACCUACCCUCCAAGAGAAGCCGGGAUCGUGCCCCUUCCUCCUGGCGCCUCCGCCUAGCCUGGCAGGCAGCCCGCUUUCCCUUGGCGGCCAUGCUGACUUCCCACCUGAUCCCGAGACCUGCCGCUCUGAUUUCGACUGUGUUGGCCGUAAGAAGUGCUGCCCGACUGGCGCUUGCUGUGGUGUUAUUUGUACUGAUCCCGUGGCACCGAUCGAUGGUUUUUAAGAGUUGACUGCCUUGAAGAUAACCAUGAUUCAUCAUUCGUCACGUGUCUGUAAUGGUAAAGAUUGUUAAUCCUUCAGAAUAAAAUUUGAAUAAUCACUCUUGUCUGCUUCGUAA